This is a messenger RNA of Ostrea edulis (European flat oyster), 3073 nucleotides long. Its product is annotated as ras-related protein Rab-3. Bases 379 to 1038 code for a protein of 219 amino acids. Gene Ontology annotation, cellular component: endosome; synaptic vesicle; plasma membrane. Gene Ontology annotation, molecular function: GTP binding; GTPase activity. Gene Ontology annotation, biological process: protein localization to plasma membrane; protein secretion; regulation of exocytosis. The transcript is spliced from 5 exons. NCBI's taxonomy places the organism in Eukaryota, Metazoa, Mollusca, Bivalvia, Ostreida, Ostreidae. The record is from RefSeq and is a predicted model, not a curated record.
AGAGAAAGUCGUCAUGUGUGUGGGUCAGUGCCCCUUCGUUUUCCUGACCCUGGGUUAUCCUAGUACGUCAGUAUACAGAACAUCACAGCUGAUUGGUUAUUAGUGAAAGAAGCCAAUCAAUAGUAUUUAUAUUGAUGGCAGCGGAGUCUGACAUCAGAGUUUGAUCACAUACCCAGUAUUACGUGGGACUAUCUAUCUCGGUAGCAGGUGUUUUCUUGGCUAUUUCUAGCCCUGAGGGUAGCCUUCACCCUCACAUUUACAGCUGACCACUUCUCUUUGUGGUGAUAUAGCGUGGCUGGGAUUAUCAGAUCUCGUGUGUGUGUUUGGCUAUAGACCAAGACUAAAUUGUGAUAUUUUUGAUUCACUUGAGGAAUUAAGAUGGCAUCGGCAAAUGAUUCAAAAUGGCAGAAGGAUGCUGCAGACCAGAAUUUUGAUUACAUGUUUAAGCUGCUGAUCAUCGGGAAUAGCAGUGUGGGAAAGACUUCCUUCCUUUUCCGCUACGCCGAUGAUUCCUUCACCUCCGCCUUUGUCAGUACUGUCGGAAUCGACUUCAAAGUGAAAACGGUGUUCAGACAGGAUAAACGGGUCAAACUGCAGAUAUGGGAUACUGCUGGCCAGGAGCGGUAUAGAACUAUCACAACAGCUUACUAUAGAGGUGCUAUGGGAUUUAUUUUAAUGUAUGAUGUCACAAAUGAAGAGUCCUUCAACGCUGUUAUGGACUGGUGUACACAGAUAAAGACUUACUCAUGGGACAAUGCCCAGGUCGUGUUGGUUGGCAAUAAGUGUGACCUUGAGGACGAAAGGGUCGUUUCCACGGAAAGGGGGAAGCAGUUAGCCGAUCAGAUAGGUUUAGAAUUUUUUGAAACUUCAGCGAAGGAGAAUAUAAAUGUCAAGGCUGUAUUUGAACGUUUGGUAGACAUCAUUUGCGAUAAAAUGUCAGAGAGCUUAGACCAGGAUCCUUCCCUUGUAAACAGUCAGACCAAAGGAACUCGACUGACCGAGAAUCCAAACCCCGAGAGCGGAAGUUGUCAGUGCUGAGUGACCACGCCUCCUUCUGCUCUCUCCCGGGCAUUCUGGACUGUAUUUAGUGACACCUUUCAUAAAUAUUACGCUGAAACAAAAUCAUUCACUCUGUAACAAGUGUUGUAUGAACGGCAUAGUGCAAUGGAUGGAAUGAGAAGGACAUGCAAUAUAUUGUAGUAUUAAGGAGUUGUAGUUCAUCGUAGGGUAGUCUCGUCUUGAACUGUUUAUAUCUCCUUACUGUAUAUUUAGAAAGCACAUUAUUAAUCAAAGCAUGUUAUUAAAUCAAUGUUAUUGCACAUUUCUGACAAUUUUAAGUUUUACACAGUGUGUAUGACAUUUUUUUUUUAAGUGUAGGGUUCAAUCAUGUUGAUAAUUCAUCCUUCAAAGAGAUUACCCUUUUUUACGCAAUUUUUGUUUAAUUUGACUAGUUUUGUAUACCUAUCAGUUGUAACGAGUUGAGGGUUUUCUCUGUGAAGAUUUUGUGAUGUGAUAUGUUGAUGAUGAUAUGCGAGUCUUUGAGACUAUUCUCUAUGAAUGGUUAAACCUCCCAGAAUCUCUUGCAUCAUUUUUUUCUGACAGCUGAUAACAAUAUAUUUUACUUAAGUUUUAUUGUGUUUAAAAUGUUCCAGAUGAUAUUUAUAAUUAUGAUGACAUUCCACAUACAGGGUGUUUGAAUAGUAUUUGUUGGAUAUCCAGAUAUAAACUGACUGGUGAUAUUGACAGAAUAUUUCACACGGAUUUGGGAAAUUCUACCACAUUCCUCUCCAUUUCCUUCUUGGCUUUUUAUGUUGGUGAGAUGAGGAAAAUUCUACCACAUUCCUUCCCGUUUCCUCCAUGCCCUGUUGUGUUGGUGAGACUUUGUACAGCAUAUAAAGGUGCUUCCAGAGAGAUCCACUUCAUCAUUAAUGUUUAUUCAAAGAAAUCCAAUUAAUACGAACUUCUGAAAUCCUUUUAUACACUUUAGUGAUAGUCCUCGGAUUGAAAUCCAUAUAUAAUUCAUACUCAAUGUAUAUUCAGAUGCUUUGCUCCAACCUCAAGAAAUCCUAUGUGUAUUGAAUCUUCGGUUGUGGUAUAUUAGAUGUAUAUUCUGUUUGUAUUGUUUAUAUUUUUGUUAGUUUUUUUUUCUACUUGUACACGUCAAUGUUAUACACACAUUCCAGAGUUUAACUUAAAUGUUAUUGCACACACACAAUUGGUUGUGAGGUUCUGUUUUUGUGUUCAUUCUUUAAAUAAAUUAAAACUCAUUGUUCUAAAAACCAAAAGAUAAUGUACGGUUCUUUUGCUCUAAUUAAGGUGGCUGCUGAGAGGAAACUGAGUUUGGUAAAUAAGUGUUCUUACCAUGCGCAAUCAUAAUUGUACAUUUUUGCUGUGUUGUCGAUGUAAAAUUUCAUGAAUGCAGCUCAGUUUAUCAGUGCAUUGGUUCACUCCAUUUGUCAGCGUUUUGAACAUUAAACUUUGUUUCAUAGAUGAACAAACUAUAGUGCUAUUGUGUAAAAAUACAAGUUAGUCAUGUAUUGAUUAGUAUAAUUAUCAAAAAACAAACCCCAAUAUUUUUCUCUCCAGAAUUUUAGGUAAAAUAUUGAACAUAAAAGCUUAUUACAGUAAAACACAGUUAUAGUGAACCUCCAGGACCAGCAAAAAUCAGUUCAGUAUAUCCAAGCAUCAUUAUAUUCAAUAAAAAUUUUGUCAUUUUUCUCUCGCACGAGGGAAUAAAUAUCACUUCGCAAUAAACAUGAAUUUGUCAUAAAGCAUGUUUGUUUGUUAUACAGUGUAAUGGUGUUUUACUGUAGUAUGCUUUGUGGGAUAAUACUAAAUACUGCAUACUUUGACCACAUUAUCAGUGUUAAAGUGAACCAGUUUAUAAAUCUAUUAACUCUGGUGUCUCAUCGUCAUAGAAAGGAAUGAAACAUGUUGUGACAUAUAAUGAGAAGUCAUUCCGCUCUGUAGAAUCUCAGCACUGUAGUUCUAUAGUCUGUAUGUCUGUCUGUGUGUGUGAUCAGACUAGAUCUUGUUAAUCAUUAGUAAAUUGACCAAUAAACUGUUAACAGUC